This is a messenger RNA of Salvia miltiorrhiza (redroot sage), 4229 nucleotides long. RefSeq lists its product as uncharacterized. NCBI's taxonomy places the organism in Eukaryota, Viridiplantae, Streptophyta, Magnoliopsida, Lamiales, Lamiaceae. The record is from RefSeq and is a predicted model, not a curated record.
GGAAAGAGAUGAAAAAUAGAGAAAACCGGUGGAUAAUUAGAAAAAAACUGCAAAAAACCCAAAUUCAACCAUUGUUGGUCGGCUCUUCGCCGAGUUCCAUUUGCCUUGUUGAACACUGGUGAAAAAUUUUUCACUCUUUCCAAAUCCGCCGCGAUUAAAUCUCUCUAACGCCGCAGAAAUCGAGCGGCAGCCUCGAACCGGACCCGGAACCGGUACCAAUGUAUGGAGCAUCCGGAAAGAUGGGCCGCGGCGGCGGCGGCGGAAGCGGCGGCAAAAGAAACAUUCACGCGCCGCCAAUUGGCCGCCCUACCCCCGCCAGCCGUCUGUCCAUGGGCGGCGCUCCUCGCGGCCGCGGCGGGCCGCCGGCAUCAUCCCCGUCGACCUCCUCGCUGCAGGUGGAGGAGAGCUUCAGCCUUGUUAGGGAGAACCCUUUGAAUUUCGGGAUGGCCAUAAAGCUGACGGCUGACCUCGUGGAGGAGAUCAAGCGCCUGGAGGCGCAGGGUGCUGCGGCGCGCAUCAAGUUCGGUGCCAAUGCUAGUGGGAAUGUUAUUCAUGUAGGGGACAAAACCAUCAAAUUCACUUGGUCUAGGGAACCAGGGGACUUAUGUGAUAUAUAUGAAGAACGUCAGAGUGGCGAUGGUGGACAUGGCUUGCUUGUAGAGUCAGGAGGCACUUGGCGCAAGCUUAAUGUAGAGCGAGAAUUAGAUGAAUCAACUAAAAAUCAUGUCAAACGGCGGUCAGAAGAAGCUGAGCGCAAGAUGAAAUCUCGAAAAGCAAUUGUUUUAGAUCAUCAGAAUCCGGCUAUGAAGAAUCAAAUGAAGGCAUUUGCUGCUUCUGAGUCUACUCAAUGGAGAAGUUUCAAGAAUCGGAAAGAACCUCCUUUCAAGAAGCCAAAAUCUGAACCAACUUCAGCAGUUGGACCUCCAAAGUCCGUUUUCAAGUCCGGUCCCAGUUUACCUAUAACAAGUCUUUCAAAGGGAAGGCUCUCUUCUGGCUCACCUUUAUCUUCCCAACCAGAGCAACAUGGUCCUUCAACAUCUCCGGUAGGAAUUGGUGAUCUUGUGAAGGGACAAAUUGUUGCCUCGGAUUUCGCAGCAACUCAAAAUCUUAAUAAAGUUUCGAGUUCUGAAAAAGAUAUAACCAACAGAAGGAAUAGUACCAUCAGCGACAAAUCUAAAUUCAAUCGGAAUAUUGAGCCCAAACCUGCUGAUUUGAGAAGUCUGAUUACUUCUCUACUCCUGGAGCAUCACUCUACAGGAAUGAGCCUUAAGGCCUUGGAGAAAGCUAUUGGAGAUGCUAUGCCCAACUCGGCUCGGAAAAUUGAGCCCAUAUUGAAACAAAUUGCCAAUUAUCAAGCACCUGGGAGAUAUUUCCUAAAAGCAGGAGUGGAGAUGGAAAGUUUCAAGAAGCUAACUCAAAGUGGAAGUUCUCCAGAAAUUAAUCGUGAUCAAUCACCUGCACCUCAGAAGUUUGACCAACUUUCUGGUGAAGAUCCUAGCAUUCGCAUGAGUACAGAUGCCAACAAUGAAGAACAGGGUGAAUUGAAUUCUACACCUACUCAUACAGCAGACAUCCUAGAGAAAAUAGGUAUUCAGAAUUCACCUGAAAAUUUGAGUGACAAAAAUGUUUCUAACAAUAGCGAAGGUGUGGCAGGCAGCUCUAGUGAUAGUGGAAGUGGAACUGACAGUGACAGUGACAGUGAUAGUAGUGACAGUGGUAGUGGUAGUGGAAGUCCUAGCAAAAGUAAAAGUCGAAGCCCAGUGGGAAGUCGGAGUGGUAGUAGUAGUGACAGUGAUACCGAUGCAUCUUCCAACAGCAAGCAGGCAUCCGAUGAGGAUGUAGAUAUCAUGAUGAGUGAUGAUGAGAAAGAAUCCAAGCAUAAAUUGCAAGAUCCUGACCAUGCUGCAUCUAUAAUCCUGGUCUAUGGAAUAACUUAUAAUGACUCUUUUGAUAUAGGGAAUUCUGAAAUUCAAGAUAAUGUCUUUGGUGAGAUUGAGAUUGACAUUGAGAAAGACUCUCCUGAAUGUCCCCAUGGUGUCGAAAUACCCCCGGCUAAUAAUUUAUUUGCCAGUAAAGAAGGUGAAGAACCUACUGUAGAGAUCAAACCUUCUUCACCUGAUCAUUAUGACCGACAAGAAAGACAAGUCUCUGAGAAAAAAGGAUACAAGGAAUCAGGCAGCAUGGUAAAUGAUAGCUUCAAGCAUGGUCAGUAUGGUACUCAGGGAAGAUCAUCAAAGGGAAAUUCUAAAAGACGCUCUGAUGAUAAGCAUUUGGAAGAUAGGACACACAGCAAAAAGAAGUCAAAGAGUAAAAACUCAAUCGAACCAGUUUCGGGGACUAUAAACUCUCUUUUUGGUGAGAGCCCUUACAACUCAUCCCCUGAUAGGCCUCUGCAAGGCGCAGACAUGCAGCCUGUUGACCUAAUGGAUGACAGAACCAACAGAAAUGAUACAAAUUAUCCUGAUCUACAAACAGGUCCUAACCACCAAGCAGUAUCACAUAGACCUGUUUCCGAUUCUCAGCAGCCAGCUCAAAGAUCUUCCGAAGCUCAUGGAUGGGGUGAGGCUCCUUCUGGAGAGAAAAGACCUGGUAAACAUAACAGCUUGGAUCGUGGUGUUAAGUACUCUGAGAGAAGCCUUCAAAGCAUUGAAGGUCCUCAGAUACAGAAAGGAUUUAAUACAGAUGCACAAAGUGAAGAUGGUUUGCUUAAUGAGCAAAGGCAAUUAAAAUUUUCCACAGAAGGAGUUGGAGACAAACAUGCACCAAUCGUAGAACCCAAUACCAGAAAAUCUGAAAUGACAGGGAAGGUAAAGGAGGCUGGCCCUAGUUCCAACUCAUACAGGGGGUUUUCUCCCAAGAGUAACAAUCCGAGUACAGCUGAUAGAUCUCCAAUGAUGAAUGGUCGGAAUGGUGUACUUCGAAGGGAGCAUUCAGACUUAGAGUUGGGUGAAUUUCGAGAACCCUCCCAUGAGGAAACACCUGCCUCUAAGAAGCAAUUUGAGAGGAAAAGUUCUUUUAAACAUUUGGAAAACAAACAAAUGGAUGCUGAAUACUGGAACUCAGAAUUCAGCGGAGGAAAAACAUCUAAUAAGAUCCCAGCAGAUUUGGGAAAAAUGUCCCCACCAAAUUCAGAUGCUGUUAUUUCCAGCAAUCCAGAUGGACCUUAUAGGAGGAAGGCCCAAGAAAAUUAUGUUGAUGACCUCGCAAGACCUCAUCACAGAAGCAUCCGACCUCUUGAUGCACAUCAUCAGCCCCGGGGGGAUCUCAACUCCCAGCAAAAUACAGUACCAGAAGCGAGUGGCAAUGAUAGCCAUCAAAAAAAGAAAUUGUCUUCUUCAGAUGAGACUAGUUGCUCAUUCACUAAAUUCGAGAAGGAGGAGCCUGAGCUGAAGGGUUCGAUAAGGGAUUUUUCAGGUACAAAAGAAUAUGUGAAGGAAUAUCAAGAAAAGUAUGAGAGCUAUUGCUCCUUGAACAAAAUCUUGGAGUCGUAUAGGGAUGAGUUUAGUAAACUUGGUAAGGAUCUUGAGGCCUACAAAGGUAGGGAUAUGAAGAAAUAUAAUGACAUCUUGGAGCAGAUGAGGUCAUCAUUUCGUCAAUGUGGGGAGAAACAUAAACGGCUGAAGAAAAUAUUUGUUGUUCUUUAUGAAGAAUUGAAGCAUUUGAAACAGAUGAUUAAAGACUAUGCCACCUCAUAUAAAAAGGACUGAUUCUUUUAUACAUCUCUCUGAGAUACCUGUAAUUUCUCUUUGGAAAUACACAUCAGGAGAUUCGUUCCUCAUCACCGUCCUCCAUUGUUAAUGAGUGUUUUCAGGCGAAACCUUGAUGGAGAAGCUCCAGCGUCCAUCUUCAAAAAUGUCGGUGGCGACAGCUUGUGCUGCAAGCCCAUGAAGAGUGGUAUGAGUGAAAUGGAAAGAGUGGGAUUAUGGGCCAGUUUUGUGGGAUACUGAACUUGUAUAUAUGACUGUAUAAUAUAUUUUUUUCUAAUUGGUUCUUUGUGGUACAGUAUAUUCUUGUGGUUUCUUGAGGGAGAUGAACCUUAUAGUUUAUUAUAAGGUUCUCUCCUAAUUUUUUUUAGUUAGCAGUUGUAGCUGAAUUACAUGUACCAAUUGUGAUCAUUUUUGACAUUUCUUUAGUAUCAUAGUUGAUGAUGCUGGUAGAAACAUAACAGGAACCAAAAGUGGUUCCACCUUUUAUUCCUAUUAAAUUUAAUCUGAUUUUUAGUUUGAACA